Molecule: messenger RNA, 2949 nt
Organism: Nymphalis io (European peacock)
Lineage: Eukaryota; Metazoa; Arthropoda; Insecta; Lepidoptera; Nymphalidae
Product: solute carrier family 2, facilitated glucose transporter member 1-like
Exons: 11
Coding region: 200-1789 (529 amino acids)
Biological process (GO): monosaccharide transmembrane transport
Cellular component (GO): membrane
Molecular function (GO): hexose transmembrane transporter activity
Source: RefSeq, a predicted model, not a curated record
UUCAAUAUAACCUAUCUUAUGUGACAGAUUUCAAAUUUGUAGGAAAUCGAUGUAAAUAUUGUAAAGAAGAAUAAGAAAACUCUGUAUUAAACUUAAAACUUUUUUCAUAAAUCAAAAUCGGCAUGAAAGGAGCAGAUACUCUCAUAUCAGUCCGAUUUUUAACCCUACUGGGCCACUUUUCUAUCCUUGUUACUCUGUUAUGGGAGAACAACGAGAGUCUUCAUCAUUGUUUACCAAUUCCAAGCCAAUAUCCAAUGGCGAACGUUCAGACACAUCGACACUGGUUGCCAAUGAACAACAACAUUUGACUCAAACUCACGAAUUCAAACCAGGAUGGUCGUUCUAUUUGGUGCUAGCUGGGGUGACCACCACCUUCGGUUCCUCUUUGCCUGUGGGAUUCAACAUAGGAGUUGUAAAUUCGCCAGCUGGAAUUAUAAAGACCUUUUGCAACGAAAGUUUUGUAAGUCGCUACGACCUGCCUUUAAAUAAGACAUGGCUCAAUGUUCUCUGGUCUUCCAUUGUGUCAAUAUUCAUAGUGGGUGGGUGUACUGGCUCUAUACUCGGUUCCUUUUUUGCUGACAAGUUCGGAAGGAAACAAGCAACGAUAAUAACGAAUCUCUUGUCGAUUGCGGGAGCGAUUCUGUUCUUGUUCUGUCGCGCCGCUAAUUCAGUGGAAAUGCUUAUAGUUGGAAGAUUGCUCGUCGGUCUCGCUGGCGGUCUGACGACGAGUAUAGUGCCUAUGUACUUAACGGAGUUGUCACCGCCCAGGCUGUCAGGAGCCAUGGGGGUCGCCUGUCCCAUUGGGGUGAAUGCUGGAGUGCUCGUGGGCCAAGUUAUGGGAUUGGACGUUAUAUUGGGUGGAGCAAACGAUUGGCCUUAUCUCUUAUCCGUCUACGCGUUGCUAGUCAUUAUAUCUUUGCCGAUUCUAUUUAUAUUACCGGAAAGUCCGAAAUACCUCUUUGUUGUGAAGAGAAACGAAGCAGCAGCUGUACGCGAACUGAGUCGUCUCCGUGGAGAAAAUCCAAGUGUCCUCACCGAAGACUUGGAACUGCUAAGAGAGGAAGUGCAAGCCGAGGCCAGCAGUAGUGGAGAGAGAUGGGGCAUGUGGAGGGUACUCCGCGAACCGAAGCUCCGACUGCCCUUACUCCUCACGUGCACCAUGCAAGCCGGACAGCAGACGAGUGGAAUUAAUGCGGUGUUCUACUACUCGCAGACGAUCUUCGAGCAGGCGGGGCUGUCGGCGCGGCAGGCGCAGCUGGCCACGGUCGGCUGCGGCGCCGUCAACGUGUGCACGGCGCUGGCCAUGCCGCCGCUGCUGCCGCGCGCCGGCCGCCGCGCGCCGCUGCUCGCGUCCGCCGCCGCCGCCGCCGCGCUGCUGGCCGCGCUGGCGCUCGCCCUGGCCAACAUCGAUGCAGUGUCGUGGAUGCCGUACGUGUGCAUAGCGGCUGUGUUGUCGUACGUGCUGGUGUAUGGGUUCGGUCUCGGCCCCAUACCUUAUUUCAUCGCUUCGGAGCUGUUCGAGGUCCCGCCGCGCGCGGGCGGCAUGGCGUGGGGCUCGCUGAGCAACUGGGCCGGCAACUUCCUGGUGGGGAUGAGCUUCCCCUCGCUGCGCGACGCGGCGGGCGCCGCCAGCUUCCUCGUGUUUUCCGCGCUCACCGCCGCGCUCUUCUGCUUCCAGAGAUUCUACUUCCCCGAAACGAAAGGCAAGACGCCGACUCAGGUGGCGGAGCUCUGCAGUCGCGGGCUGAAAUCUCGUCCGCUGAGCGGCCGUCCCGGUGGACACAUCUGACGACUCCGUGACGUCCCGGGCCAGUAACGCAUCAUAUAUAUUUUACAACAAUUAAUAACUGGAAUUAAAAUUUGACAAAUCGUUCAAACGUCCAUAUACCUAAAAGCAAUUUGAAAACUUUAAAGAAAUGUCUGACACAAAUUGCACUACUAAACGAUGCAUUUUUUUAAGUAAAGACCGCUCCCUUACAGACUAAAUUAUAUUCAAUUCAGAAUUUAUUAGUGAUAGCAUAUGCGAUAGCAUUGGUCUAUAAUAUCGAUUUAAAUAUGCGUAGAGUCAAAUAUUUUACAAUUUUAACCAUGUCUAUUAAACGCGUCUCUAAACAUUUUUACUAUCACAUCUUAAAAAACACAGACAUUAAAACAAUAAAGCAUUUGAUGGUUUUUGCAAAUCGUAUUAUAUUUAUUGUAUGUUAAUUUGAUUAUAAUGGAUUGUCAUAUUAAUUUUAAUAUUAAACUUGAAGAAUAUAAAAUUUUCAAUUCUGUUACUUAUGAACGUUGUUGAAUGUGUUUAGUUAAACAAUGCUGUCUUCUAUCAAAUGUCAAAUCAAUAAUGACAGAAAGAGAAAAAUCUGUGUUUAACUAAACAGCUGGUAAGGCAGUGAAUCGAUAGUGAAAAGACACAAAGCUGACUUUUAGUUUGAAUCAAAGAUUUAGUUUGAAGAAAAAAAAACUAAAAUUGAACAUUUUAGUUUUUUAAUUGUACAGAUAAAAAAAUGUUAUAUUUUUCAGUUAUUAGAUAAGUGAAGCGAACAGAAUUAAUUCUAUAAAAGAACAAUUAUUGCCAUCGCUGUAUUUAAUAUUUCGUAACGUAAUUUUUGCAAGCUUUAUACUGUACUUAAAAAUGUUUCAUCGUUAAGUUUAAAUAUUAGCCGGACAUCACGAUUCUUUAAUUAUUUUCAUAUAUCGUUGAGUGAUUUGUUUAUAUAAAGUAAUACAUCAUCAUGAUAUAUGUCCCAUAUAUGUCCCACUGCUUUUGAUAAUGCUUGGAACUUAUUGGACUACGGUUCGAAAUGUAGAUAAAGAAAUUUCAUAACAUACUCGGUUUUUACUGGUUUAAGUUUCAUAACUAAUAUUCAUAUUUGCCGCCUCUUACAAGAUUUCGAAUUUCUGAGAUCAACAAGACAAAUUGCUUUAAAUGAAUAAACGAUAUCACAUAUA